Messenger RNA from Klebsormidium nitens, 1158 nucleotides. The record is from the annotation of a GenBank genome assembly. Lineage: Eukaryota; Viridiplantae; Streptophyta; Klebsormidiophyceae; Klebsormidiales; Klebsormidiaceae.
UAGGUAUACCCCUUCGAGAAACUCAAGCUGCCGAUUCACGGCGCCUGGGAGCCCCUUCUGUCGACUUUUCACACUGCUCCAUGGCAUGAAGCUCGCCCUUGAAUAGCUCCAAAUGUUAUCAGCUCACCACUUGGCACACUGACUAAUGCUGGCCCUCAAAAGGCAACCCCCCUGAGUUCAGGCGCAGCUGCAAUUUCGAAUCUGCCAAGAGAAAACACUGAUUUGAAGGGCUGAUCUCAAGAACUCUGCUAGAUCAUGGAAGGGGCAGGGGAGGCGGCGGUCGCAACCGCAGCGCAGGCGAUGCCCCAUGCAAUGCACAUGAUGCACUCUUUUUUUUACUGGGGUCCAGAGGUGACCCUUCUUUUCCAGCCCUGGAUGAUCAUGUCGUGGCCCAAGUACUACGUCGCCCUCGUGGGUGUCUUCCUCUUUUGCGUGCUGCACGAGUGGUUUACGACGUACCGCACCAGCCUCGACGCUGAGCUCCGGGGGCGGUCAAAGAGUGGGGCGGACGAGUCGCUCGACUUCCACUUGUUGCCAAGCGGAGAGGGGUCGUCACAACGCCGGGACCAAGAAACGGACCUACAACCCACUUCCUCAAGAAAACCCAAAACGUGGCCUGGGACCGCCGCACCUCGUUUUCUGCUGUCUUUUCUAUACGCCGUGAAUCUCGGCAGCAGUUACUUGAUCAUGUUGAUCGUCAUGACCUUCAAUGGAGGGUUGUUUCUCGCUGUGCUAGCUGGGUUAGGCGUGGGUUACGGCGCCUUCGGGUACCAUAGAGGGAGCUCCAAGCAGUCUUCCGAUCUGUGCCAUGUGACCUGACAUCAACUUCUAAAGGAGCGAGUGUUUUGUUGCGUUUAAGCGUGCCUAGAUUGUAAAGUAGAGCAUCAAGGCUUGAGCCUCGCACGGUAUUGACACGUCAAUCUUCGAACUGUAUAUAAACGAGACUUAAAUGGGCGUUCAGACAGAGUAAGAACGGACAAGCUGAUGUAUGUAUGUAUGCAUCUUUUAUAAGGCCGUAGCGUGAGCCAUGGACCUGAGAGCGAGUACACAUUUUGUUGCGAGUCUGAACGUUUAAUUAGAAAAGCUACUCUACCACUGCAUGUACACUACCUACACUGAUGUUAUUGUGUGCCUACCUUGGGUGACCCUCUAUAGGCC